This is a messenger RNA of Thelazia callipaeda (thelaziosis nematode), 555 nucleotides long. The record is from the annotation of a GenBank genome assembly. NCBI's taxonomy places the organism in Eukaryota, Metazoa, Nematoda, Chromadorea, Rhabditida, Thelaziidae.
AUGGCUGAAAAAAAAGAAUACAAAUUCAAAUGGGAUGGAAAAGAAAUUAGACAUCGAUGGGAAGGUUUCGUGAAAUUUGGCAAUGCAUCAGCAAGUGAAAUGACAGGAAAAAACUUCGACAAGUGGUUAAAAGAUGGCGGAAUCAUUGAUAACAAGAAUAUUACCACUACAAUGACCGGGAUAGCUUUCUCUAAAAUAACUGGCUCUAAAAAAAAAGCAAAUUUCGCUGAGACAAAAGACAUCUUGAUAGCAGUUGCUGAAGACCGAGCACGGACUACUAAAAAAGAUGCACAAGAGGAACUGGAUGUAAUCACUGAGAAGCUUUCAAAGCUAGAGGCACCAGCAUUGAAAGGAGUUGCUAAAGCUUCGGCUGACGGUGUAUACAAUCGGCUAACAGAUCAUACAAAAUAUACAGGUUCCCAUAAGGAACGCUUUGAUGCUGAUGGAAAAGGACGUGGAAAAAUGGGGAGGGAAGAUGUCGUCGAACAAACCGGUUAUGUAGCAGCUUAUAAAAACAAGGAUACUUAUGAUAAAAUGCAUAAAAGUAACAACUGA